CAGACAGGCAUAUAAAUAAAACUCACACAUUCACGGUCGUCUUCUCCUCGGACUAGGGUUUUCUCUAAAUUCGGCACAUCCCCUUCCUCUUGUCCUACCCUUCAACGCUCUCGAGUUGUUCGUUCUCUUCAAUCUGCAACAUGGGGAAGACACGUGGUAUGGGAGCUGGUCGCAAACUCAAGUCCCACCGUAGAAGACAAAGAUGGGCUGACAAGGCGUAUAAGAAAUCUCACCUUGGGAAUGAAUGGAAGAAACCUUUUGCUGGUUCAUCUCAUGCCAAAGGCAUUGUUCUUGAAAAGAUAGGUAUUGAAGCUAAGCAGCCAAACUCUGCCAUCCGUAAGUGUGCUAGGGUUCAACUCAUUAAGAAUGGCAAAAAGAUUGCUGCUUUUGUUCCCAAUGACGGUUGCUUGAACUAUAUCGAGGAAAAUGAUGAAGUGUUGAUUGCUGGAUUUGGGCGUAAAGGUCAUGCUGUGGGAGAUAUUCCCGGUGUUAGAUUUAAGGUAGUUAAGGUUUCAGGUGUCUCUCUUCUGGCUCUUUUCAAGGAGAAGAAGGAAAAGCCUAGGUCUUAGUUUUGAUUUUUUGUUCCCUCACUGUUGUUUUGAGUGCCUCUUGAAUCGACAAAAUGUUUUUAAUUUCGUGAACAAUUUAGUAUGUGUCAUCAACUUAAUUGAAAUUUUGAUAUUGUGGAUUUCAUAUUAUUAUUUCUUUGUAGCUGCAACUUUGUUGAAAAGAACUCCGAUGAGAGUGAAUUAAUGGUGGAGAGGCUAUUUUUUGCAUUGA
Messenger RNA from Olea europaea var. sylvestris, 780 nucleotides. Its product is annotated as 40S ribosomal protein S23. The record is from RefSeq and is a predicted model, not a curated record. Bases 141 to 569 code for a protein of 142 amino acids. NCBI's taxonomy places the organism in Eukaryota, Viridiplantae, Streptophyta, Magnoliopsida, Lamiales, Oleaceae. Gene Ontology annotation, molecular function: structural constituent of ribosome. Gene Ontology annotation, cellular component: cytosolic small ribosomal subunit; ribosome. The transcript is spliced from 4 exons. Gene Ontology annotation, biological process: translation.